This is a messenger RNA of Suhomyces tanzawaensis NRRL Y-17324, 645 nucleotides long. RefSeq names its product Rab family GTPase (gene YPT72). Gene Ontology annotation, cellular component: vacuole; phagocytic vesicle; fungal-type vacuole membrane. Gene Ontology annotation, molecular function: GTP binding; GTPase activity. Lineage: Eukaryota; Fungi; Ascomycota; Pichiomycetes; Serinales; Debaryomycetaceae. The coding region runs from base 1 to 645 and encodes 214 amino acids. The record is from RefSeq and is a predicted model, not a curated record. The transcript has a single exon. Gene Ontology annotation, biological process: regulation of vacuole fusion, non-autophagic.
AUGACCCUUAGGAAAAAGACUCUUUUAAAGGUGAUCAUCCUCGGUGACUCGGGCGUGGGGAAGACCUCCUUGAUGCAGCAAUUCGUCAACAAUAAGUUUCUGCACCAGUACAAAGCAACCAUCGGAGCCGACUUCUUGACCAAGGAAAUCACAGUUGAUAACAAGGUCGUCACAUUACAAAUCUGGGACACGGCAGGACAGGAAAGAUUCCAGAGUUUGGGGGUUGCCUUCUACCGUGGUGCUGAUUGCUGUGUGUUGUGCUACGAUGUGACCAACGAAAAGUCCCUAAACAACUUGACCUCGUGGAAGGACGAAUUCCUUGUCCAAUCCAACGUGGCUAACCCCCAGGAUUUCCCGUUCAUCAUCAUUGGUAACAAGAUCGACAUAGAAGAGUCCAGAAAGAUCCCGUCCUUGAGCAAGAAGCUAAACAAUAUCACCAACCAAGGAUUUGGCGGGUUGAACUAUCCUGUUUUUGAGACCAGUGCAAAGGACUCUAUAAACGUCGAGGCUGCAUUUGAAGUGAUUGCCAAGAUGGCAUUGCAACAAGAAGAAUUGAACGAGGUGAACGGUGGGGAUGUGAGCGAUGACUAUAAUGACGCCAUCAACAUCCAUUUAGAAGGAAAUGGAAGUGGAUGUGCUUGUUAG